AUGCAUAAAGCUGUGUCUUUUCUGAGUGGCCGCUGUGCAGCUUUAACUGGACAGCCCUGCUGUUACAAUGGUUUGGCCAAAUUUCACCUGGGAAAUGGUGCAGUAUGCCAGAAACCAGCCUUCAAAAACCAUCAUGAAGACCUGCCAGAGAUGCCCUCAUGCGAUUUUAAACCACAGGAAUACAAAGGUAUGUCCAAAGAGAGAAUGAUGGAGAUCCGCAGACUGAAUUGCAGCCCUGUGACCAUGAAGAUAACCUACUAUAAGAAACCAAUGUUCAUCCAUCAGGGACACAUGCAGUGGAUCUGGGAUGUGGACGGGAGGCGGUAUCUGGAUCUUGCUGGAGUGGCUACUGUCAGCGUGGGCCACUGCAACCCGAAGGUGACAGCAGCCACAGAGAAGCAAUUGAGGACACUUUGGCAUACGACAAACAUCUACGUCCAUCCUACUCUCCAUGAGUACAGUGAGAAACUAGCCUCCCUCUUACCCGAUCCUCUUAAGGUGGUGUAUCUGACCAACAGCGGCUCAGAGGCCAAUGAUCUGGCCAUGUUGAUGGCUCGGCUUUACACGGGCAACUUUGACAUCAUCACUUUAAGAGGAUCAUACCACGGCGGUACCCAACAGACUAUGGGUCUAACCUCCAACUCACCAUACAAAUACCCCAUCGCCACUAGUUCAGGCUGCACAAAUACCAUGUGUCCUGAUGUGUUCAGAGGUCCGUGGGGAGGAAGCCACUGCAGGGACUCUCCUGUGCAGACUAUCAGAGACUGUAGCUGUGCCCAAGGCCAAUGCAUGGCAAAUGAACAAUACAUUGGACAGCUCAAGGAGACGUUUGCUACGAGUGUCCCCAGUCAAAUCGCUGCUUUCUUUGGCGAGCCGAUUCAGGGGAUGGGAGGAGCUGUGCAGUACCCGAAAAACUACUUUAAGGAGGCUUACAAACUUGUGAGAGAGAGAGGAGGGGUCUGCAUCUCUGAUGAGGUCCAGACUGGAUUUGGGCGGACAGGUACUCACUUCUGGGGUUUCCAAGGUCAUGAAGUUCUUCCAGAUAUUGUUACCAUGGCGAAGGGCAUCGGUAAUGGAUUUCCGAUUGGAGCCGUUGUUACAACACCAGAAAUCGCUGCUUCUUUUGGUAAAGCCUUCCACUUCAACACUUUCGGAGGAAGUCCUUUAGCUUGUGCCGUUGCUUCAUCAGUGCUUGAUACUAUCAAAGAAGACGGCAUACAGCAGAACUCUCUCAACGUGGGAACCUAUCUGAUGACAGAAAUGGCAAAACUCAGAGACAAGUAUGAGAUUAUCGGUGAUGUCCGUGGAAAGGGCCUGCAGAUCGGAGUGGAAAUGGUCAAAGACAAGGCCAGCAGAGACCCGCUGCCUCCUGAGGCGAUGAGUGAGAUCUUCGAGGACGUUAAGGACAUGGGAGUUCUGAUAGGGAAAGGAGGAGUCUAUGGACAGACCUUCCGCGUCCAACCCCCCAUGUGCAUCACAAAGGAGGACGUCGAUUUCUUCCUGGCGGUUUUUAACAAGGCCAUCCACAACUACACAAGCAGACACUGAACGAGUGAGGAGACCAAAACCAGGAAAUCUACCCAGGAGUGGACUACUUUUCUUUUGUAAAAUUCAAAUGCUGUUGAUCAUGUUUCUCUGUUAUAUGCAUGUGCUUUUGUUCAAGCAAUUCUAACACUUUUAUCUGUAUGUUAUCGUUAUGAAGACACACAGCACAGAGCUGAGCUGAGAUCAGUUUUUAGAGGAAAAAUAAUCUAAUGUACAAAAAUAAAAAACAUGAGUUAUUUAGUAAGAUGUAUCUAUAGAAUCAUAACUGAUGUUUAUUCUGCAGUUUUAUUUUUUGUUAUUGCUCAUGUAUCUUAAAUAAAU
This is a messenger RNA of Labrus bergylta (ballan wrasse), 1866 nucleotides long. Its product is annotated as alanine--glyoxylate aminotransferase 2, mitochondrial-like. Gene Ontology annotation, molecular function: L-alanine:glyoxylate transaminase activity; pyridoxal phosphate binding. Gene Ontology annotation, biological process: glyoxylate catabolic process. Gene Ontology annotation, cellular component: mitochondrion. NCBI's taxonomy places the organism in Eukaryota, Metazoa, Chordata, Actinopteri, Labriformes, Labridae. The record is from RefSeq and is a predicted model, not a curated record.